Topomyia yanbarensis is the source of this 4011-nucleotide messenger RNA. It is a transcript of the gene wkd, whose product is annotated as TBC1 domain family member whacked. The record is from RefSeq and is a predicted model, not a curated record. The transcript is spliced from 4 exons. Bases 944 to 2038 code for a protein of 364 amino acids. Lineage: Eukaryota; Metazoa; Arthropoda; Insecta; Diptera; Culicidae.
ACCGAACAGCUCUUCAGUCAUAUUUUCGCAAGAUACGCAGUGGCAAGUAUGUUAUGAAGAGCUGGAGGAAAAUUGCAGGAGUAAAAGCAAUCGAUAAAAUUCAUUAUUUUGUAAAUAUACUUCCGAUGGACUAAUUUUUGAUGGAUAUUUGUUCCAGAUAGGUAUAAGUGAUUUUCCCCGACGAAACUGUUACGAGUAAUUGAAAAUAGUUCUUAUUGUCGGGUGAAACUUGUGUGUAUUGCUAAAUGUUUUUGGUCAUUCGAAAGGCUACGGCGACACGCCAACCACGUAGUUUUCAACCCGUGUGGCACCCGUACUUUGUGGAAUGCAAAAGAAUUUGUGCUUGAAUGCUAGAAACUACGUGAAGAAUCAGUACACAUCGUCCCGCAACGUUCACCGAGUAGUGAGAGGAUAUUUUCUGUUUCAUUGUAUUAUUUUCCAAUGCGAAAGUGGUUUGCGCAGUGGUAGAAAUCUGAAGCAUAAGUUUUGACCAGCGUCGUAUCAAGGUAUAUGGCAACUCCCAGCAGAAAAUGUAAAUUAAUCCAGCUCUCUCUCUGGUGAUGUACAGAGCAAAGUGCGCGAAUAUGUGUAAUCAUACGUAGAUGGAAUGGAAAGCCAGAUAGCUAAAGUGAAAAAGUGAUUGCAAGAGAUAGAUAGGUGUUGGAGGAAGCAAGACUUGGAUUGAACAAGUUCGUACGCAUACGUAUUCUUUGCUUCCGAGCCGCUGAAGUGUACGACAUUAUAGUUACUCGAUACGAGAUAAGAAGCGAUAACACGAGCAAACGAAAUAGACUGCGGCGAUGACGAUAAGUUUACUGAUAGCAACUUGAGGUAUACUGUUUAGUUUGAUUAUUUUCAAAAUUACCACAAGCUUCUAAAUUCAAGUGAAGCCAUCCUCCAGUAAAAAUAUCACUCACCCGCAACUGGGUGUGCGGUUGCCAGUAUGGCCACCUCACCAACAUCGACUAACACCUCUAACUCGGUCUCGCUGCACCGACAGUCGAGCAAGAAUGCCGAUUCGAUUUCCCUCUGUUCGACCACUAGUGCCUUCUCGACGUGUCCCGAUCGGCAUGGUUUUUACGGCGGCAGUCAGUUCUCCGAGAAGCCUGCAAAGGAAACGCUUACCCGGGAACAGAUAGUUGCGCGCGAGAAAAAAUGGUUGCACAUGACCAACCACUGGCAGGAGUAUAUGAACAAAAACUACAAAAAGCUCCGCGAGCGAUGCCGCAAGGGCAUUCCCCAGGCGGUGCGUCCUCGAGCGUGGUUUUAUCUAACCGGUGCAUAUCAGUUACACCAAAAAUAUCCCGAUCGGUACAAGGAGCUCCUCCAGCAACCUGGUAAUCCUCAGGUCAUAGAGGAAAUCAAGAAAGACCAGCACCGGCAGUUUCCCCACCACGAGAUGUUCAUCGACGAGGAGAAACCCGGUCAGAAGGAGCUGUUCAACGUGUUGAAGGCAUAUUCGAUACACAAUCCCAAAGUAGGUUACUGCCAGGCUCAGGCCCCAAUCGCUGCCUUCCUACUAAUGCAUUUGCCGAGCGAGCAAGCCUUUUGGUGCUUUGUUACUAUUUGCGAUAAGUAUCUGAAAGACUAUUUCACUCCCGGAUUAGAGAUGCUGCAGCGAGACGCCGGCAUGCUGAAUGGACUGCUUAAGAAAACCUCCCCCUCGGUGUAUAGGCACCUACAGAAACACAAAGUCGAUCCGUUGCUCUACAUGACCGAUUGGUUCCUUUGUGCCCUGACUCGCACGCUACCCUGGGAUACACUGCUGCGAGUGUGGGACUGCUUUCUCUGCGAGGGCAUAAAAAUUCUGUUCAAGGUCGCUCUGGUCAUCCUCGGUGCCAGUCUCAACUCACACAAGGUACGCAAGCAGGCGAACGGACUGUGCGAAACACUCGAGGUGCUGCGAUCUCCACCGAAAAAGUACAUCGAGGCGGACUUCAUCAUGCAUCACAUUUUCCGACUGAACAUCACCGUCGAAGAUUUCAUCCACGAGCACAAGAAGCAGGAAAUGCUGCACCGCAAGGCGAAGGUUUCAUAGAAGCGGACAAUACCGGCGGUGGAGGAUCCUCAGGGCCACGACAGGUGAUGGUGAUGGUCUAGGAGUAGCCAGUACCGUGCCUUCCACUCUAGUCUUUCCACGGUGGGAGUGAUGUUUGGGACCGUUCCAAUUGUUGCAGUGUGUCAAGAUAGAGCCUGGAGGACUCUCGAAACUAGUUGUGUAGGAUUAGUUUCUGCGUUUAUGUUUCUAGGAUUACGCUUUCGUGUUGUACGAUUACAGAAGCAUUUUCUGUAUGUUGAAAUUCUCAUUUAAAAUUUAAUCGAGAAUGUUAUAACAUUAUUGAGGAACGCUGGGAAUGCUAGCUUACCUUACUUCUACAGUUCAUUUGGAAAUUUGGUUGGAGCACCAUCUUGAAAAUUCUAGUUUUCUGACUAAAAUUUAGAUUCUUUUGUACGGAUAUGUUAGCUAGCAAAAAUAUAACUACGCUCAUGUUUAACCAUUUGUUAUAGCCCUAAUAUUACAACAAGCUUAGUUACCAGAACCUCUGUUAAAAGAUUUCAAAAAUAUUUUCUGAAAAAAUACUGUUGUUUGGAUUAUCCAUUUUUUGUUAAUGGAAGCAUAUCUUUUAAGUUACGUAAAAGUUUCAAGAAUUGCUUAAUCACUAACUAUUCAACCCGUCGUAGAAAAUUUUGUCAUGCUAUUGGAUCUUCGGUACGAUCAUAAUGCUGACUGUAUCAAAUUUAUUUUCGCGUUAUUCGUUAAAUUGCAAAACUAACCAUUUUCAAUAUGUUCGUUAACCCAGUUGUAUCUCAUUCGUCAUUGUUAACAACGAGCGCCUGAGAGAGGAAAAAGUAUGUCAGUCGUUUAAUCAGUGCUAAAUUUAUCCUUUCUUAUUGAGGAUUUGGAACAGCGAAAACUAUUUCAAUUCGAUGCAUUUCGGGACGCAAAUUUCUUUCUAGAGAUCUAUUUAUAAGUGUUAAAAGAACUAACAAAGAGAACAGAAUCAAACACUGCAACAGCGUAAAACAUACAGUACAACUUUUACUAAAUUACGAAACGUAGCGAGAGAAUAUAACGGAAGAAAAUAAAACUAUGUUGAGUAGAGUGCAAUUCCACUAUUAGAAAGGUUUGAUCAAUGGUUAUUUUUAAAGCAUUUCGAAGAAUACCCCAACCGUUUCAUUCCAUUCGUGUAACAAUAUCAGUUGAAGAACAAACUACCCUAUAAUUUGUAAUACACGGUCAAAUGAUAAUUACAAUUAUGUCAGAAGCAUCUAAUCUAAAUGAACCACCAAAAAAAAACAAAUUAAAAGUUGAUCGUGUGGAAGCGAACUGGUAUUAAUAACACGCAGAGAAUGGAUAAUCGCCUCCAGACGGGAUUCGAUAUCUUUUGCGCUCUACUAAUUAUCCCACGAAAGUGUGAACCUAAUGCAUUGUGGUCGAGCAGCUGUAGAGCGAAAGGAAGUUAAUCGUUCAUCUCAAUAAUUGGACGAUCACCAUUACGAAUGAUGAGUGUUGUCAAUUAGGUUCGAGAUGUUGUCUAAAUUAUCGCCCAAUGGCCGUUCAUUUGUUAAUUUAUGGAUUUUUGCGUUAUAUGUGUAAGCACGAUGAGCUGCUCUAGGAGGCCAAUAUAGAACAUUUAGCUAGUUACUUUAACCCGAGCGUUUCGUUUGGGUGUUUAAAAAACUAAUUUAAGCAAAUUUCAGUGUGCAAUUUUGUUUCGUGCAAGAGUCGAAAGUAAAACGCUAGCAGAAUACUUUAAUAAAUAUUGCAUAAUUGUAUUUUGACUUUGUCUCAUAGAGGAAAUGUAGUUCAAAUCUUGAGAAGUAAUAUAUGUUAUUAAACUUAGUGCGUAAAUGAUUAAUAUUUGCAACCAGAAGCAGUACUGUUAGUCUAUUAAUCACAAUGGCAGUUAUAUAUAGUUGUCACUUUUUAUACACCCAAUAUUUCGAUUAUUUAUUAUUAUUCUAAAAACACAUAUCUAUUUCAAAAUAAAGUUUCCGCAAAAUAACAAA